AUGGACCCUGAAAAGUCUGAGCAGCUUGGUUCACAAGAGUUUCGAGGCUCUAGCAGUACGUCUGCUCUGCUGAGAAUUCGCCGUUCUCGUGGUAUCAUUUCUCAUACAUUCAGUUGGCUAUCUCUAGUUUCGCUACUACUAAUAUAUGGUUCCAGUUUGCUUCUAUGGCAGGUUAAUGCUUUUUACAGGAACUUUCAUGAGCUACAACAUCAUCAGACUUCAUUUUCUGGCGGCAUUAUUCCUCACCCUCACGUUUAUUCCGGUACAAAGACUCCUCUCUCAUUCCAAUUAGUCAGAAACGGAACCUUUUCUCCGAAAUAUAGAGAAAUUCAAUGGAUCAGGACACCAAACUCACUUACAAAUGAUACUGGUGACUAUAUUUUGACCGAUGACUCUGCCUAUAUUCUUAAAAGCGUUCAGAAUUCCAAGUUUUCAAAAGUUUUGUACAGAGGUACAUCCAUCGAAUAUGAACGAAAGAGGUAUUCCAUCGAGGAUAUCGUAUUCAGUGAUGAUCUGGAACACAUUCUUAUUGUUUGUGAUAAAAUUCAUAAUUGGAGGCACUCCUUUUUUGCCGCUUAUUUCAUCUAUGACAUCAAGACUUCCUCUAUACAGGCUUUGUAUGAUCCAGAUAUUACACUCAACAGCAAGAUAGCCUUAGCAAAGUGGUCUCCAGACUCUCUUAGCGUUGCAUUUGUUUUGGAAAACAAUGUCUACCUUAAGAAAAUCUCAGACUUCGUUCAUCCAACGCUGAAGCAGGUUACAGAAGAUGGUGGUACAGAUAUUUUUUACGGAAAACCUGAUUGGGUCUACGAAGAAGAGGUAUUUGAGAGCGAUACGGCGCUUUGGUGGUCUCCUAAUUCCAAAUAUAUUUCCAUGCUCAGAAUUAACGAUACUCAGGUGCCCAUCUAUCCGAUUCCUUACUUUGUUCAGGAUGAUCAAAGCGCUAACGAUUCCUAUCCUGAACUUAAAGAGAUCAAAUAUCCUAAAGCUGGAUAUCCCAAUCCUGUAGUAGAUUUUUUGGUGUAUGAUGUUGAAAAAAGCCUUGUUAAGUCUUUAAAACCCGAGGAUAGUUUUUAUCAUGACUCUGAAAUCCCUAAUGAAACUAGGUUGAUAACGGAGAUGGUCUGGGUGGGUGACCAGCAAGUACUUGUGAAGACGACAAAUAGAGAAUCGGACGUGUUGAAGGUUUUCAUUAUAGAAGCUGAUGGAGACAAUUUGAUCAGCAUUUUGGCCCGUUCUGACAAUGUGAAGGGUCAAAGUUGGUUCGAGAUUGAGCACAAUACUCUAUAUAUUCCGAAGUCAGGCAUUAGACAGGAAGAUGGUUACAUAGAUGUGAUAGAUGUUGAUGGAUACGACCAUUUGGCCUAUUUUUCACCACCAACAGCCUCCGAGCCUAAAGCAUUACUAACUUCAGGGCCUUGGGAAGUUGAUGGAGGCGCUGCCGCAUUUGACUACGUCGAAAGCAGAGUAUACUAUCUUUCAACAGAGAAAUCGUCUGUAGAAAGACACCUCUAUUCUGUGGAUUUGGAUGGGUCGAAUAGACGCAAUAUCACGGAUGUUUCUGAGGAAGGAUGGUAUUCUGUAUCGUUUUCUAAGGGUUCCAGAUAUUUGUUAUUGAACUAUGAUGGCCCUUAUGUGCCUUACCAGAAGAUUGUCGACUUGCAUAAUGACACGGAAGAAGUACUGGUUUCAAAUACUGCUUUGAGGGAUAGGUUACAAUUCUAUGAGGUUCCAGAAAGUGAAUUUGGAGAGUUGGACCUUGGGGACGGUGUGAUAGUGAACUAUAAACAGACUUUCCCUCUUGAAUUUGAUCCCAAAAAGAAAUAUCCGUUACUAUUCUUUGUGUAUGGAGGUCCUGGAUCACAAUUGGUUCAGAAGACCUAUAGCAUGAGCUUUUCAUCGAUUGUGGCAUCAGAAUUAAAUGCAGUGGUAGUGACAGUAGACGGAAGAGGAACUGGAUUCAAAGGAAGGGCAUUCAGAAAUGUGGUGAGGGACAACUUGUCGUACUACGAGGUGCUGGACCAGAUUUCAGCUGCCAAGAUUUUCACAGAAAAGGAAUACAUAGAUUCACAGAGGACAGCAAUUUGGGGUUGGUCAUACGGAGGAUUCAUGACAUUGAAAACAUUGGAGCAGGAUGCUGGAAACGUUUUUAAAUACGGUAUGGCAGUGGCACCUGUGACUAAUUGGAGAUUCUAUGAUUCCAUUUACACAGAGAGAUAUAUGCAUACACCACAAGAAAAUGCAAAUUACAUGAACAGCUCGGUCCACGAGCCUGACCACUUCAAAGAUGUGACACGAUUCCUUCUUAUGCAUGGAACAGGUGAUGAUAACGUGCAUUUUCAGAAUAGCAUGAAAUUCUUAGAUAUGAUGAAUCAAGCUGGUGUGGAAAACUAUGAUGUUCACGUUUUUCCGGACAGCGACCAUGCUAUCAAGUAUCACAACGCCAACUUGAUAGUUUACGACGCCCUAUUCAAUUGGUUAAAGAAAGCAUUCGAUGGAAUGUACACAUGCUACGAGGCUGCUGCAACGAGAUCUUUCUCUACGGAGGAAUAUAUUGACCCCGAAGUCGACUUGUAUGGAUGA
Molecule: messenger RNA, 2583 nt
Organism: Brettanomyces nanus
Lineage: Eukaryota; Fungi; Ascomycota; Pichiomycetes; Pichiales; Pichiaceae
Exons: 1
Coding region: 1-2583 (860 amino acids)
Biological process (GO): proteolysis
Molecular function (GO): dipeptidyl-peptidase activity; serine-type endopeptidase activity
Source: RefSeq, a predicted model, not a curated record